AUGGCUCGACUCAAUGACUUGCUUUACUGCUUCCUCUAUCUCUUCACUUGGCCAUACUACGCAACAUUUGUGAGAUACACACUUGAGCCACUCAAACGCAUAGCCGGCCCACAAAAUGACUUGGUGGAGUUGAGCCAAUGCGUGCAAGACUUUGCAUUGGGAAAAGCCGCAGAACUCAAGUAUAUCGGAUUUGCUGCAACCAUCAAUGCCGGUCUCACAGUCGCUACAUUCUCCUGGCCUCGACUCGAUGGCGCACCAUGGGCCGCCCCUGCGCUGCUGUAUGCAUCCCUCUUCUUUACGAUCGGAGGUCUUGUGACUGGCUCGCAGCACAUUAUGUUCUUCCACAAAAUGUGCCCCUACAAGACCGAGGAAAUCGCCGAUGAAUUGGAUGAUGCCACGAAGCACAAUGUGUAUCAAGCUGCCCGCGCACAGCUGCUUGAUGAGCGUAGUUCGUGGUCGGUGAUCUUUAGGCUUGAUGCUAGAGCCGGUGAUAUGAACGUACCUGUGGGAAAGGAUAUCGACAAUAUCCUAGGGCAAAGGAGAAUCAAUCCCGGCAUGAUCCUGACUUGGCAAUGUCCUAUUAUGUUGAUGGCUUGGUCGUGGGUCGGCAACACAGAUGAACGAAAGACUGCGAUCUUUAGCUUGACCUUUGGUACUUUCAUGUUCUUAGCUUUCAUUUGGUCAUCGUGGUUCAUCUAUCAGGCUAGCAGAAGCUUCAAGAUCAUCAGCCCGCGUGCUCGGUUAUUGCCUAAAUGA
Molecule: messenger RNA, 756 nt
Organism: Penicillium manginii
Lineage: Eukaryota; Fungi; Ascomycota; Eurotiomycetes; Eurotiales; Aspergillaceae
Exons: 4
Coding region: 1-756 (251 amino acids)
Source: RefSeq, a predicted model, not a curated record